UAAGGUAACGAUAUGUACAUACAUAUGUAUGUAUAUACAUACGUACUUGCAUAUCAACAUGUGUGCACAAGUACACUAUACUACGAUUAUUUGUUUACAAACGACAACUAAAAUUUCAGUGGGAAACUCCAACGUCAGCGUAAAUCAGAGCACGCCAAGAAUUCAGCUCGAAUCUCAAGCCAGGCCAAGGCGCAACAAAAUAUUCUGUAAUAGAAAAAGUUGAAGCCUUGGUUACAUAUGUAUAUCCUCAAACAAAUGAGACGGCGCAAUCAGUUUAAAAUUGUUGCUGAUCGUUAACGUAUCGAAGUGGAGCGUUUGCUUACAAGUCACAUACUUGCAUAUGAAGCAAAUCUUACAUAACAUAUAUAUUUUCAUAAUACAAUAAUAUAUAUACAUACAUACUUAAAUAAAAAUAAUUAGUACCAUAGUUUGUUUAUAAAGCGUAAAAUUUAUUUAAUAAAAAAAUUAAUGAAGAAUCGGUGUUCACGAUCGGAAUAUAUAUUCUUAAAUACAUAGAUAUGUACAAUACAUACAUACAUACGUUAAAGACGUUUCGGAAUGAAUGAAGCGAGCACAUGUAGUACAUACAUAUGUACAUAUGUAUAUGAUUGUUGGUAUAUAUGUGAUGUACACAAUAUAAAUGUGUGAAUUACAAAAAGGAUAGUGUUCAAGAUGUGAAUAUACUGAUGGUAUAUAUGUACGUACGUAUGUAUGUAUGUAUGUACGUGCAUUUGUAUCUUUGCAUAUUCGUAUUUGAAAGAGCUUUCUUAAAGCAAUGAUGAAAUAGUGGAAGAGUAUUUUUUUUUUUAAAUAAAAUCAGCACACUGCGAGGCUUCAUCGUCCGGUCGGCAUCUUGACAUAAAAACUCAAAUGACACUCCUUUGCAGGUUUCAAUGCAGUAGAAAUGUUUUAUCUUUUGAAAACAAAAACUACCUACAUAAAUCAUCAAGAAUUCAAUUUACUGCGUUAUUUUAGUCUUUUAAAAUUUAAUACAAUAUGUAUUAACUAAAUUAUAAAGACAGUUACAUAAAUAAAAAUUGAAAUAUUCAAAACCUAAUUUAACGAUAGUCAUUUAUAAUUAUGAAACCAAACAUACAUACAUACAUUCAUAAUGUGCCCUUAGGAGCAUUGCGAAGAAUUUAAUAGAAAAAUGCUUAACGUGAAUUUACCCAACACUGAACCUAAACCAAAGGAGCUGCUUUUGGAAAGGAGGCAUUCAAUUUGCUUGGAAGUGUCUAAAAAACGUCGUCAAAGUGUGGCAUCUAGCAUUUUUAUACCUAAAGACCAUCAUCAAACUGAGCCACGCCUUAAGGAAACACUCGAUUCAAAGAAGAAAUCUAUAUUCAGCUCGCGUAAUAAAAAGAGCCUUUCUUUAUUAACAAAUAAGAGAAAAAGCAUUGGUUGUUUAAUAUCGAAAAAGAAAUUAAAACGUGUAGCGACUACUAAUAAAAACAAAUGCAUUUCAAAAGCAAAAACAAUUCAAACUACACUGAAGCAUCCUAAAAGCUAUCCUAUAAUUAAGCAAAUUGUCUCUAGCGAAAAAGUACGUUGUGUAGUUGAAAGUUUAAGGGAUGACAAAAUAACAAAAGGUUCAACAACUGAAACAAGUGAAUGUUAUUUCGCCAACUCAUUGAUGCAUGAUAAAAAUAAGAUGGAAAAUGUAAAGAUGGAACAGGAAAUGGAAGAUUUAAGAGAACAGACGGAGAUGCAACAGCUUGAAAUUCCGUCAAAUGAUCUAAUUUAUUUACACAGACAAGAUAUGGAAGAUAGCGAUGCUAAGACGGAACAAUAUGUCACUGAUAGCGACGUAGAAAAAAUAGAUUCACAAAUUCAGUACAGCUCUAUAAACAGGGUAGAUAACUUCGUUAUAAUGGUCGAUGCUAACGCCGGUCAUGUUGAAAUCAAGUAUGCCGGACCUUUAUCCUCCCCAAAUGAAAUUGGAACAUUACAAAACCCAACAGAAAUGGAGAUAUAUAUCCCAGCGCAUGAUAAAACGCAGGAAGAGGCAAAUAAAGAGUAUGAGGAGCUUGGCUAUAUGAAAGCUAGCAAUAGUACUACAAAUAUGAAAUCCAAUGCAUCAUGCUAUGCAAAUAUUUCAACAAGCUGCAGCGGUGGUGAUCAUCUAAAAAAUACCAACAUUUGCGUCGAUGAUGUAUCAAAAAACAAGAUAAAACAGAGCAAUCAAGGUGAUAUUAUAGAUUUGAGCCUAAAGGAAACAACCGUAGAAAAGCACCCAGUUCAAGCUGUGCACCGACCAUCGAGUGCAGAACUCAUUUACAGAUCAUCAAUGUGGAGAGGCGAUACUAAUCAAGGAGUGCUAAAUACACAACCAACUGUGUAUGGGCCAGAGAGACAUUUGUUACCUGCGCAACAAACAAGUCUACCUUGUCAUCAACAAUUGUUAGACCAAAGUAUUUUCAAUAAGGUCUCAUCAUCUUCCACUUCACAACCAAAUUCUUGCAAUCAUAGUUCUACAGAAAUUCCAAAAAGAAAUGCCAACCAUCAUCAGAAACAUCAAACUGCAGUUAACAAAUUACAGCCAGCGUCGUUUCACCGUCAUUCUUUUAGUCGACGAAGUGCGCAUUUAGAGACACCUCCAAUAAGUCCAAUAGACUGUCAAUGGAGAGUGCCACCACCGAAAUGUAAUUUUCCUAUUUAUGAUCAACAGAAAGGUUUUCGUAAAGGUGGUAUUCUAAAACUAAACGAAUUUUUUUCGAAUUCCCAAACAAACACGAUGCCGAGUCAACUAGCAUGUGGAACUUAUAAAAACUCACAUUAUCCAAUUGAUCAGCUAUUUACAAAACAAUUACCAAAAAGCCUUAGAGAAGCGCGGCAAGCGAAUGCAUUCGACAGAGGGGCUUCUUCUUUUCAUCAUCGAUUUGAUCAGAUUCAGCCGACACCCCAAAACGCACAACAACAUCAAGUUUGCUGCGACCGGCAACAAUAUCCUGAACAAAUUAAUUACCCUUCGCAAAUGAGUAGCCAAUUAGAUCUACAGAGACAGUUUUAUAAUCCACUUCAUCAAAGUUUUCUCUCGGACCCUUAUUAUAGACUUUCUUUGAAAAUCCCCCCAUCCAACGGCGUAUUCGAGCCAAAAGAAACGAGGCGAUUCAGCUGUAGGCCUAACACAUUUCCGAAUGUUCGGUUUCAACCAUUACACAACUAUUUACCACCAACACCUCCUAUAACUGAUCGAUGCUUUCCAUCUGAUCAAUCAACACCUACUACGUUACCAUUUCCAUCACCAAACUGGACAAACACACUAUAUAAAAACUCAACAUUUUCUCCAAAAUCCCAACCUUAUUGGAAUGUCCCACCCCAUCUAUAUUCAAUUCAAUCAAGAUUACCUUCUGAAACAGAAUACAUCAGUCGUCUGCAUACCUCCGCCUUAUCUGCGAACCCCAUAAAUGCUUUAACCGGCCGUGGACACAACAGUACUUGCUUCCCAACUCCUAUGCAUAUGCAGUCGCAGCAACAGUUCCCUUUAAAUUACUUCUAAUCGUCGUUUAAAGUACAAAACCGCGUAUCAACAAAAUGCAAAACCGCGUAUGUGAGGGUGUAUAAAUUAUUUUCUAGAGAGUAAAAACACUCAUAUUUGAGAAUGGUUGCCUUUUUAAAUAGCAAUCAUAAAUUCUGGAUAGUAUAUUUCAGGACGGAUGAAUAAGGAUUGAGCCAAGAGCUUAUGCCAAGCAAAUCCAAUUUUUGGCAAAAAAUUUCAGUUAUGCGGUUUUGUACUUUAAACGACGCUAUGUACAUACAUACUUGUAAAAAGCACAUAAGUAUUUAAGGAGUAAGUUCAAAAGAAGGAAUUUUUUUAUACAAACUGGCAAUUUUCAUGUACGAAUACAUGUUGGGGGCAUACAC
Molecule: messenger RNA, 3864 nt
Organism: Rhagoletis zephyria (snowberry fruit fly)
Lineage: Eukaryota; Metazoa; Arthropoda; Insecta; Diptera; Tephritidae
Source: RefSeq, a predicted model, not a curated record